AUGGCCAGCGGGAUGCUGGAGGAAGACCUGAUCCAGUAUUACCAGUUUCUGGCAGAGAAGGGAGAUGUCCAGGCACAGGUGGGUCUGGGGCAGCUGCACCUACAUGGGGGACGUGGAGUAGAGCAAAACCAUCAGAGGGCGUUUGAGUACUUCAACCAAGCUGCCAACGCCGGGAAUUCUCAUGCCAUGGCUUUCCUGGGGAAGAUGUACUCAGAGGGCAGUGACACGGUGAUGCAGAGCAAUGAAACCGCUCUUCAGUACUUCAAGAAAGCAGCUGACAUGGGUAAUCCGGUAGGACAGAGCGGUCUCGGCAUGGCGUACCUGUACGGCAGAGGUGUUCCUGUGAACUAUGACCUGGCAUUGAAGUAUUUCCAGAAGGCGGCUGAGCAGGGCUGGGUGGACGGGCAGCUUCAGCUGGGCUCCAUGUACUACAAUGGUGUCGGAGUGAAGAGAGACUACAAACAAGCCCUGAAGUAUUUUAAUUUGGCAUCCCAGGGGGGACACAUUCUGGCAUUUUACAAUCUGGCUCAGAUGCAUGCCACGGGUACUGGGGUUCUCCGAUCCUGCCAAACCGCUGUAGAGCUGUUCAAGAACGUGUGUGAGCGCGGCCGUUGGUCUGAGAGGUUGAUGACGGCUUAUAACAGCUACAAGAACGGGAACGCCAACGCGGCUGUAGUGCAGUACUUGUUGUUGGCUGAACAAGGCUACGAGGUGGCACAGAGCAACGCGGCCUUCAUCCUGGACCAGAAAGAAGCCUCCCUGGUUGGUGAGAAUGAGACUUUCCCCAGAGCUCUGCUACAUUGGAACCGAGCGGCCGCUCAAGGGUACACGUUGGCCCGGCUAAAGCUGGGUGACUAUCAUUACUACGGCUAUGGGACAGAGGUAGACUAUGAGACGGCGUUCAUUCAUUACCGCCUGGCGUCGGAGCAGCAGCACAGCGCCCAAGCCAUGUUCAACCUGGGAUACAUGCAUGAGAAGGGUCUGGGCAUCAAACAGGAUAUUCAUUUGGCCAAGAGAUUCUACGACAUGGCAGCUGAGGCCAGCCCAGACGCACAGGUCCCCGUCUUCCUGGCGCUCUGUAAACUGGGAGUAUUGUAUGCUGUGCAGUACCUGCGGGAACUGAAUGUGAAGGAAGUCAUGUCUCGUGUCGAUAUGGAUCAGUUACUGGGGCCAGAAUGGGACCUCUAUCUCAUGACCAUCAUCGCAUUACUCCUGGGGACAGUCAUCGCUUACCGACAAAGACAGCCGCAGGUGGUUCCGCGACCUCCGGCUCCCAGACCUGCUGCACAAGACCCCCCUCCUCCACAGCAGGAUCAGCCCCAGCAACAGCCGCAGGAAGGCCAGGCACCGCAAUGA
Messenger RNA from Staurois parvus, 1356 nucleotides. The record is from the annotation of a GenBank genome assembly. Lineage: Eukaryota; Metazoa; Chordata; Amphibia; Anura; Ranidae.